GUCAAAGAUGCAACUCAAAAGAAAUAUAGGUUAUUUUGAUGGGGUAAGUUUUAUUAUAGGAUCUAUAGUAGGGGCAGGGAUCUUUGUGUCUCCCACAGGAGUGUUAAAACACUCCUUGCUUAAUGUCGGUGUUGCGCUUACGAUCUGGACGGCCUCUGGGCUAGUUUCUCUGAUGGGUUCCCUCUGCUAUGCCGAGCUUGGAACCGCUCUGCCGUUUUCUGGAGGCGAAUACAGCCAUAUUAAAAGAGGCCUUGGAUCCCUGCCAGCCUUCAUGUUCAUCUGGACGUCCAUGUUUACUAAGCCGGCAUCGAAUGCCGCUCGAGCUUUGCUGUUUGCUGAAUACGCCACCCAGCCUUUCUAUGGCGUGUGCCCCGCGCCUCAAGUGCUGAAGAAAUGCUUGGCCUUGGCAGCUCUCUGGUCCCUGGGGAUUUUGAACGGGUGCAGCGUCAGAAUGGCUGCGUGGGUGCAGACGGUUUUCACUGUGCUCAAGAUGAUGGCACUGUCUGUCAUUGCCAUCGGCGGCCUAGUUCUCCUCCUGGGAGGCAGAAAGGAGCAUCUGGCAAGAUUCGAGGACGCGUUCAGUUCGGAGAUUCCCAAUGCGUCACAGAUUGCCGAAGCCUUCUUCCAAGGGUUAUAUGCCUAUGGUGGCUGGUGGUCCCUCAAUUACAUGGCAGAGGAGAUGAAAAACCCUAGUAGAAAUAUCCCUUUAACUGUGAUGACUGCGGUUCCUGCAGUAAUUGUAUUUUAUUUACUGGUAAAUGUCUCAUAUCUGACUGUCCUCACACCUAAGGAAAUUGUCUCCUCAGUUGCUGUGGCAGUCACUUGGGCUGAUCGAGUGAUCCCCUCUGUCGCCUGGAUCAUUCCUCUGUCUGUUGCUGUCUCAAUAUUUGGUGCCCUCAACAGCAGCAUGUUCGCAUUAGGUCGAUUAAGCUAUGCUGGCAGUCAGUCAGGACACUUACCUAUUUUAAUAUCCAUGCUUAAUGUCCACUCCUGUACUCCAGCACCAGCCAUGAUUUUUUCAACCGCCAUUGCAUCCAUUUUUAUUAUCCCCUCUGACCUUAUUAUGUUAACAAAUUACUUUGGAUUUUCUGCCUGGCUUAUGAUUGGACUGACUUGUGCAAGCCUGAUUGUACUUCGAUACCGGGAACCUAAUCUACAUCGGCCAUACAAAGUGUUUCUACCAGUUCCAUUUAUGAUGGUGGCAAUGUCUUUCUUCUUAGUUUUAGCUCCUAUGGUCUGGUCUCCAAAGCUGCAUUAUGUUUAUGCUUUCCUGUUUAUGCUAGGCAGUCUCAUUGUUUAUUUACCUUUUAUAUAUUUUAAAUUGCAUUUUGCAUUUGUUGAUAAAAUUACUUGCUACUUACAGUUACUGUUGGAAGUUUCUCCUGCUGAUGGAUCUGCUGACAGCAAAUAUGAAUAAUGGCAAAUGUUUAAUCCCUGUACAACUAACAGCCAACAGAGGGUUUUCUUUAACUAAGGUUGUUGAAGACACAAAUUACAUGUUAGGUGUCAGUUGUGCAUGUGCCUGUGUGUGUGUGUGUGUAUUUCUAUGCAUAUAUAUUUAUGCAAACAUCUAGCUUCCUGAAUUUAUAUAUAUAUGUGUGUGUGCAUAUAUAUCUGUAUAUAUACACAUACUUUAAGCUUGUACUUAAGUGCAUAUACAUUAAGCUCUGAAGUACUUAACUGCAUAUAUAUGUGUACAUAUAUACACAUACUUAAGUUUAUAAAGUGCAAACAAUCCUCUUCUUCAAACUGGUAAAGUCUGUAAAAUGCUCCCUCUUGCUCCUGAAACCAGGAUUAAAGUUGUAUAUCUAUUGCAUACAUAUUUACAUUGUUUAUCUAACAGAACUAAGACUAAAUUACAGUACAAAUAUUUGUCAAUAUUAUUAUAUAAUUAUAUUAUUAUUAUAUAAAUAAUAAGUAAAUGCA
This is a messenger RNA of Struthio camelus australis, 1926 nucleotides long. Lineage: Eukaryota; Metazoa; Chordata; Aves; Struthioniformes; Struthionidae. The record is from RefSeq and is a predicted model, not a curated record.